Messenger RNA from Saprolegnia parasitica CBS 223.65, 423 nucleotides. RefSeq lists its product as hypothetical. Lineage: Eukaryota; Oomycota; Saprolegniomycetes; Saprolegniales; Saprolegniaceae. The coding region runs from base 1 to 423 and encodes 140 amino acids. The record is from RefSeq and is a predicted model, not a curated record. The transcript has 4 exons.
AUGCCGGGAGGCCGCUACUUGUACGCGCAGAUCUUCAAGGGCGACAAGCUCGACUUUACCACCGCGUGGCGCGAUGCGCCGGAAGGCGUCGGCUGCACGUCGGACGGCUCGGUCUCGUGCAACGUCGACUGCACGCUGCAAGGCGACGUCCUCGUGCGCUACCUCUCCGACGCCGACCAGCGCGUCCCGGUGUUUCGCGCUGCGUUUCACACGGGCUACCAUCCCAUGGACUUUUUUCGGCUCGCCACGCAUCGAUUGCAGAUGCGGGUCAAGCUGCUCGACAGCGCGUGCCAGGACCCGCGCUUUUGCCCACAUUUCUUCGUCGACCACAUCUUUGCCAAGAUGGUCAUCCACGCGCGCAUCAAGGGACGGCGCUCGAUGGACAAGGUGCAGCAAGCCUCGAGCAUGUCGCGCUCGUGGUGA